AAACUCCUAGCCGGCGAAACAGGCUCCCGUGAGGCACUUGUGGCCUCCGCCCGUGAACUGCUUCAUCAGGCCGAGCGCCCUAUGGAGAGUGUGGCCUGGUCAUUCUGGGCUCAGCCUGCUCGCACUGCUGCAACGCGUAUCGCGGUAGAUCUGAAGAUUUUCGAGACUGCCAUCGCGGAAGAUGGGCGGCCCAAGACUGCCGAGGAGCUCGCUGCUCCCACGGGAGCCUCGCCGGGGCUCGUCGACCGCAUCGCCCGCAUGUGUGUGUCCAUGCGCAUGAUCGAUGGGAAGGGGUCAGGUCUCUACGCGCCGAACCCUCUGACUCACACGCUCGUGCUGCCAGAGUGUGCUGGCGGUAUCGUUUUCCAUUAUGAUUGCACAGUGCUCACCUGGGCUAAGCUGCCCGAGUAUUUGAGAAGGACCAACUUUCAAAAUCCCGAGGACACACGCAAGGGGCCAUGGCCAUAUGCCAACGGUGUCGACUAUCCCUUCACAGAGCAGAACCCAAAGGACAACCCUGUGGCGUUCCAUGCCUUCCACAAUUAUAUUCAGUAUCACCGGCCUCUUUGGACAGAUAUGUAUCUUUGCAAAGAGUAUCUUGUUGAUGGACUGAAAUCGGAAGGAGAUUCAUCAGCUUUCAUCGAUCUGGGUGGUAAACUGAGGAGAGACAUUCCUAGCUAUACCGGCCGCCUCAUUCUUCAGGAGCGACCACAUAUUAUUGCCCUGGCUAAAUCCAAGGGCAUAGACGCCGAUGGACGCAUCGAGGCACAGGCACAUGAUUUCUUCACCCCGCAACCAAUCAAGGGCGCAAGAGCAUACUACAUGCGCUCCGUUCUUCAUGACUGGCCGGACGAGAAGUGCAGGGAGAUUCUCGCACAGCUGAAGGCCGUGAUGGAACCAGGCUAUUCAAAGAUCCUGCUUAAUGAGUACAUGCUGGAUAAUGACAGGCCAGACUGGCGGCCUCUUUCGCUCGAUCUUCUCAUGAUGGUGGUCAAUGCUGCCUCUGAGCGCUCGGAGCGCCAAUGGCGGGAUCUGAUUACCAGUGCUGGUCUGAAGAGUACGGGAAUCUUCAGCAACGGCGACGAGGGAACUGAGAGUGUGAUAGAGGUUAUGCUAUAG
This is a messenger RNA of Cryphonectria parasitica EP155, 1119 nucleotides long. RefSeq names its product S-adenosyl-L-methionine-dependent methyltransferase. The record is from RefSeq and is a predicted model, not a curated record. NCBI's taxonomy places the organism in Eukaryota, Fungi, Ascomycota, Sordariomycetes, Diaporthales, Cryphonectriaceae. The transcript has 4 exons. Gene Ontology annotation, molecular function: O-methyltransferase activity. The annotation marks the transcript as partial.